Linum trigynum is the source of this 2929-nucleotide messenger RNA. Lineage: Eukaryota; Viridiplantae; Streptophyta; Magnoliopsida; Malpighiales; Linaceae. The record is from the annotation of a GenBank genome assembly.
CUUCACCGUCUAUCCACUGAUGGAGAGGUUUGAACCGUCAAUGCAAUCCUGCAACAAUACCCAAGAUAUCUCGUAGUCGGCACCAAAUCGAGGAACCUCGAGAAUUUGACAGCUCCAGCUCUAGUUUUCUUUCGGAAGCCGUUGAGCGCGUUCAGAGAGUAAGCCUCCUAAACGAUCUCUGCCCUCUGACGGAGCCUAGAUCCGGCAAGCGCUAGAUCGAUCUUCUUCUCUGGCAGGUGAGCACCUGCGCGGGGCGCCAGUUAUUUCUUAGGAUUUCGUUUCUACGAUCUUCUCGCUCUAACCUGGUUUUCUUCUUCUUUCUCAAGUGAUCAAGAUGUCAGCAGACCUUGCAAUCCUAAUGCCACAAGGAGUUGCAGCCGAAGUGAAGAACUGAAGAGAAGCAUGACGAGAGGAAGAACAGAGUCGUUUUGAUUGAAGAAGGAAUGUAGUCGUUUUAUUUACUACUUAUUCUGCUUUGACAAAACUGUGCGGUUUAUGUGUUAGGCAUAAUAGCCGUUAUCAAACAGUGCUUAUUUUGUAAAAGGGCCGGUGGAAAACAGACAAGUGUCUUCUAAGAACAAAUCAAAUCUUGAGGCUCAUAUAUAUACUGCAAACAGAGCAACCCUGACUUUUGAGGGUUUUGCUACUACCCUAGCAAUUUUUCUCCAUAUGGUAUCAGAGCGGCGACGCAUCUAGGGUUACAAUGGCGAGCACACCACUGCAGUCAAGCCAUGGAAAGGAGGCUACAACUGGAUCAACAACCUCAGGAGCAACAAUGUCUGGUGUUCGAGGUUUCCAAUUUGGUACUUACACUGAGCAGCAACAAAAUGAGCAGCAACAGCAAAAUACCGUCAGAUCUGAGGUGAUUACUUUUGGUAACCCUUUAUACUUGAACCCUAAUGAAGCGCUGAACCAAUCCAUAGGAACUGAGGUGUUUGAUGGCACAAAUUACACCAUGUGGAGUCGUUCAGUAAUCAUGGGUCUGAAAAUGAAACACAAGCUGGGCUUCAUCGAUGGAAGCAUAGCAAUGCCUCCACCGAAUGAUGCGAUGUUCUUACUGUGGGAUGGCUGUAAUACAGCUGUUCUUAAGUUGACCAGGAUUGCUGUGAACUACAGCUGUAGCUGCUGUCUUCCUUGAAUCAGACCCUCUUGACUCAUUCAAUAGACAUACUCUUGGCGAAUCAUAUCAUUGAUUAUUAUGUAUGAAAUUGACCUUUGAGAGUUGGGGUUAGACAGUCAGAACUUGGAUUUUAUUCAUUAGAAGUUAGGAUAUAUAUAGUAUCUUAUCCCAAAUUCAAAUUAAUAUGUAUAGAUUGAAGGUAAUAACUGGUGUACUCUAAGAGUAUACUAUAUUCAAUGUGGUAUGUCCGUUAGAUCUAUUUUUUUGAGCUCUGAUCAAUUUCAACGGUCAAUUAAUAUUUUUUUUAUUAAAUUGAACUUCGGGUUUGAGUUUAGAGAAUCGGGGUCCGGGGUUUAUCCAUUAAAAGUUAAGGUAUAGUAUUAUAUCUCAAACUCGAUUUAAUUUACGGUCUAGAUAGAGAUCUCUUGACAUGAGUAUGUUAAGUAGACUCCAAGAGUACACCAGUCUGACCUCUAGAUUGAGAUAUCCCAAGUAUCCCGAGUAUCAUACACUCACCGUGACUUAGAGAUACAGUGAUGAGAGAUGUAACAUUUAUAUAAUAUUAUUCAUGAAUUUAACAUGUGAUAGCACUAUAUAUUAGUGAAGUAACUCCUGCUGUCUCUAUAUAUAAAAAAAAAACCCAUUCUACUGCCGCACAAGUUCGUGGCAAUUCAGGUUGCAGAACAGAUGAAGUAUAGCGAUCCUAGCUAUAAUGAAUUAAUCUGUCCCUUGGCCUCCGGUUGUGGCCGUGUAUUCUUCAGGAACAGUGCAAAAUAAACACAUACAUACUUGUAGAUUUAUCGUGAAAGAUCUUGAUUGUUAUAUACGUAUGUACGUGGUAAGGAAAAUCCCAAAGGACAAAGUGUUGGAGGUAUGAAGAACCAGUUGAUCCCAAUAAUUCGAGUUGUUGGGAGAGGUUCAAUCAUGGAUCAUAUACCGUUUACUAACACCCCCUUUCAAACUGAAGCCAUUCAGACAGGCUUGGAAUGGCUUCAGUUUGGACAGGCACAGGUCCGGACACCGUGUGCUCAACAGAAACAGAAACAGAUGGGGGUCACCGGGAUUCGAACAGAAGACCCCGCGGUCACAGAAGGCUCUGAUACCAUAUCAAGAACAAGUUGAUCCCAAUAAUGCGAGUUGUUGGGAGAGGUUCAAUCGUGUAUCAUAUACAGUUUACUAACAGGAGGACCUUGCUUUCAUAUAUCUCUGCUGCAGAGAAUUCCAUGUACGUACGGUUCCUUUAAGCCAUGUCUGUGAGCUGGAAAAAUGAACUGAAGAAGCUAGCUAGCUAGGCUUAGUCUUAGCUCAUCACGAAACAGACAGUGGAUAUGGUCCAUGCACAUUAAUAUGCAUACGUUGCUUGCAUGUCUCUGUCUGUGUUUAUUCCAUAUUCACCUGUAGCUGCUGCAACUGCAGCCUAAGUUUGUGCGGUUGUGGCCCUUGCUUCAAGUUCAACUGGUAUAUUUGCAGUGCAGUUGCUGCUUUACAUUUUGCCCUCCAGGCCUACUAUUUUUGAUUCGCGCCAAAUCGACCAGAGAGCAAGACAUAUGGCUUCGACGAUAGAUCGGAAUCUUAUUUUUGCAGUGCAGAAUCGGUCCCGCGAUUGGAUCUUUUAUAUAUAUAUAUAUAGAAAUGGUCUGCCAUAUAUGCAAUCUUUUAAUUUAGAACCAAACAAAAGAGAAAAAGGUGACCAUUUGGAAUUGGGUGUAAUGGUGGGGCAAAUUGACAGAGUAAGAUCAUAUAUGGAAGUGGAGAAAAGAAGCAGCGAGCGAGCGAUGGUGGGAGGAGGAAUAACAUUUAACCUUUUUA